Messenger RNA from Pygocentrus nattereri (red-bellied piranha), 4100 nucleotides. RefSeq names its product cysteine-rich protein 2 (gene crip2). Lineage: Eukaryota; Metazoa; Chordata; Actinopteri; Characiformes; Serrasalmidae. Bases 112 to 732 code for a protein of 206 amino acids. The transcript has 8 exons. The record is from RefSeq and is a predicted model, not a curated record.
CCCAGGCUCAGUGAAAUGCAAGCGCGGGAGUGAGAGACCCUGAAAGCUGAAGCUAAGAGCCAUCUAUACCUGCGCGAUUCCGCUUGAUUAUUAAAAACAGAGAGCUCGAGCAUGGCGUCUAAGUGUCCUAAGUGCGAGAAGACCGUGUAUUUCGCGGAGAAGGUGACUUCUCUGGGGAAGGAUUGGCACAAGUUCUGCCUGAAGUGUGAGCGCUGCAACAAGACCCUGACAUCAGGUGGUCAUGCUGAGCAUGAUGGGAAGCCCUACUGUCACAAGCCGUGCUAUGCUGCCCUCUUUGGGCCAAAAGGUGUUAACAUUGGGGGAGCAGGAUCUUAUGUGUAUGAGACCCCCAUCAGUAACAACCCUCCUCCAGGCACUGUGGACUCAGCACCCAAGCCUGAAGAGAAGAGGAUCCCAGCAACCAGCAAGCCACCCUCUAAAGCUGGAAGCAUCACCACCUUUUCUGGAGAGGCCAACAUGUGCCCCAGAUGUAACAAGAAGGUCUACUUCGCCGAGAAGGUGACGUCUCUGGGGAAAGACUGGCAUCGGCCCUGUCUGCGCUGUGAGAGGUGCAGCAAGACUCUGGCAGCAGGCAGUCAUGCAGAGCAUGAUGGCCAGCCCUACUGUCAUAAACCAUGCUAUGCCGUGCUCUUCGGGCCAAAAGGAGUGAACACAGGCGGUGUCGGCAGCUACAUCUAUGACAAGGAGCCCAACGCAGAGGCCCAGCCAUAAACCUGCAUCUUCACAAACUCCCAACUCUACAAUCACAAACCUCCACUACAAACACAGCAACUACCAUCAUGCUCAUACACACCCCACACACCCCAACCUCCAGCCAUGCCUACUGAAACCAGUGCCAACAUGGAUCUCUCUGCAAAAGUGAUGCCACAUACUGCAACCUUUUCUUAUUUUACUACUUUAACCUUUUUUUUUUUUUAAUUAUGCCUGAUCACUUAGAUUUGACAGCCCUGCUCAGACUUAAGACAUAAGGUUAUAUACACUGAAUGUCCAAAGAUAUUCGGACACACCCCUCCUAAUUAGUAAAUUUAACUACUUUAAGGUGCAUCCAUUUCUGGCCCAGAUGUUCAGCUCCACUCACAUGUGUAUAAUAUCUAUAGAGAUGCAUUGUCAUCCUUUACUGCAGUAAAGGAGUGAACUAUUAAUACCCAUGAUUUCAGAAAAAAGUGAGCAGGUGUCUAAAAACGUUUGGACAUAACGUGUAUGUCUUUUUAGUAAAGGUAAAGCAAUAGUUUGGUGAAAAACAAAACUUGCAGUGUUUUCCCCCCUUACCUUAAAUGCAGUCCAUCAGCCAAGAGAAGUUUUGUGUCCUAAGUUUGCUUAUGUAAUUUUGCACUGAAGCUACAAGGUUAAAUGGUAGAUAUUAGUGAAGCUACAAGGUUAAAUGGUAGAUAUUAGUGAAGCUACAAGGCUAAAUGGUAGAUAUUACCCUCUGUGACAUUGUUAGCUACGUUAUCCUCCAGUGCAAGAUAAAGAAGCAAACUUCAGACACCAAAAAUUGUGUAGAUUAGUUUUUUGUUAUCAAAAUAUUGCUUUCAAGUUGUGCUAGAUCUUCGCUUCUUCCAAUAUAAGACAAUAGGGCCUGGCUCCUUUUGAGCCUUCAGGGCAGGAUGGUUUUGCAUUGAUAUCAGCUAUAUAACAAAGACAAAAGUUCUAAGGGAGCUUGUUUUCAGAUGUGGAGGAACCAGGUUGUUUUAAUGGUCUGCUGACAUGCAGAUCAAUCUCACCUCAGAGUCUCUUCAAACAGGUGCAGCACAGGAGCACUUUGCCAUAAAUCUAUGAGAUAUUCACCAACCCAGAUUUGCUCUUUGGCUACCUAACAGCAUUCCUAAGUCAAAGUAUUUUAGCUUUAGUUUAAAAUUUACAUAGACAGUAAAGACUCUUAUUUUUAGAGGGUACAGACUCCUAUAUAUAUGUUAAAGCUCACAGGGGGUUGAGAGGUAUAGAGGGCUUUAUGAUGGGUGCCUAAUGAUUGAGUAGCUGAUUUUAGUAUUUAUGGGGCUGUUUUACGAACGUUGGCCUAAGAUCAAGGAGUAAAAGAAACGAAUAAGCCGUUCAGUAAAUCAUGUGUGAUAUGAAUAUUAGAAAACUGCCCGUUUAUCUCCUUGUGAUGAAACUUCAUACAUUUGCAAGUAGAAAGUAGCUGAUAGAAACCUUUAAGUUAAACUCUUAUGACAAUACAUUCUUAUGGAAUGUGCAUUAAUACUCAAUGACUGUUAUUGCCAUGAUAUUUGUUUGCUGUACUAGGGUUGUAUAUUUCUAAGAACUAACUGUUCCUUGAUCAAAGACAGCCCACACUUAAGUCCUGCUGCUUGUGUCUUUUUAAUCCCACAUUAAAGUUCAUGCAUGGCUCUUCUGUGCACUGCUGAUCUAUUUAGAAUAUAUUUUUACCACUACUUUUAUGUGAAUGCCGUUUGGAUAAGGAAUACAUUUACCAACUACUUUACUAAGUAGCUACUGUUUUUCUUUGCUACUUUGUAUGUACACUCAUUGUCCAUUUUCAGGUUCACUUGCAUUCUGUAUUGAAAUUAUAGAUAAAUCUGUGUCUCUACAAUAUUUAUUAGCCUUUGCAAUUGAGCAGGUAAUAUUUGGGUGGUGGAAAAACUCAGUGAAAGUUGUACUAUUGUCUCCAACACUGCAUCUAUAAGGUGGACUGAAAAAGUAGAGUGCACAGUAAGUGGACACAGUGUUUAAAAUCACCAGCAACACUGCUGUGUCUGAUCUACUCAUACCAACAUAGCACACACAAAUGCACCACUGCCUGUCAACUGUCAAUGUCGCUGCAGUGCUGAGAAUGAUCCACCACCCAAAUAAUAUCUGAAUUAUGUCCUGUGGGGGUCCUGACCAUUGUCGUAACUAGAAUCUUACCGUGCAAAAAAGGGACCCAUAGGGAAUAAAAAAAACCUAUUCACUAAUGUUCUGUAUCAAUGAAGUUCAUUUUUUCAAGGCAUGCUACUCCACCCAUUAGCAUCUAAUGUUAACCUAAAGGUUUAUGUUAAACUCUUUAUUUGGGUUGCAAUAAUUAGACGUCAUGAUUAGCUGUCUGUCACACUACCAGCCAAAUAAGAAUCUCCAAGAGCUCUUUCUGUGCGACAUGCAUAUUUUGAUAAAAUGCAAAUUUUGAUACAUUACCUGAAUGGAUUGAUUUGAUCUUUAAAGAUUUCUGAGUUAGAACCAGUAAGUAUAUCAUGCAACAGGUUAUACAGGAUGUUUGACAAUGGUUUCAUGGACAAGAUGCAUUAUAAAAGUAAAAUAAAGAGACAUCGGGGUUGUCUGUCUAGUGUUGAUGGAAGUUAACUGAUAAGGUUUGCUGUUAAGAAACUGGAACCUCCUGUGAGUCAUGGGUAUCAAUAUCUAUAUAAGGGGCUCAAUGAAGAUUUUAUGGGGCUCUGUCAGGAUGGCACCCCCAGCAUUUAAACAACUGCUUCUGACCAUUGAUGAUAAAGUGGGGCUAGCAAACUAUGCAGGGAAACAAUUACAAUCUGUGACUAGAACUGAAAAAUGCACCUAUAUGGUUUUUGGCUUGACACAAUGGACCAAGAGUGUAGAUAUAUGGUAGGUGUUUCUAAUAAAAUGGCUAGUGAGAGUCAAAAGGAAUUGUAUAGCAUUGGAAAAAAAAUUCAUAUAAAAUGUGCUAUAACUUUUGCACAGACUAUGUUUUGUUUUAUUUCCCCAAAUUGUUAAAUUCAGCAAACAAACCAUAAUUGUGCAUUAAAGUAUUCAGAAGUGUGUUUGCUGCAGAAGAUUUGUACUUAUUUUAAUGUAAAAAAAUCUAAAUGUUAUUUGACCAGGGGUGCCUAAAACGUUUGAAGACAACUAUAUCCACAAUGACUUUUUAACCAUGGAGCAAUUGUGAGAGUUUCAUAUAGCAGAGCAAACUAUAAAUGAAUUAGACAGCAAGAGGGCAUUACCUUCAUGAACUAUGAGAAUUAUAAUGAGCAUUUCUGUUUAUCAUGUAUUCUGAAUUAGACUAUCAUUAGUGAAGCGCCCAAAUGUCCACUCCAAGUUUUGACAAUUUUUUAAAACUGUUUCUGAUGCUGUAUUACAUGCAAAUUUAUAAUAAAUGUCUCCUGUCACAUGUU